Histoplasma capsulatum G186AR is the source of this 2017-nucleotide messenger RNA. RefSeq lists its product as uncharacterized. Bases 54 to 1829 code for a protein of 591 amino acids. The record is from RefSeq and is a predicted model, not a curated record. NCBI's taxonomy places the organism in Eukaryota, Fungi, Ascomycota, Eurotiomycetes, Onygenales, Ajellomycetaceae. The transcript is spliced from 2 exons.
AUCACUGGACAACCCCUCUGCUCUCAUGCUUAGAUUGAGCCGAUCCUCCUACGAUGUCUGGAUCAAAUCCUUUCCGCCAUAAGAAGAAGCCUAACGACCAGACUGCCCCGCAACUCCACGAGCCGCACCAGCCAUCCCUAUCGUCAGCUCACAACACUCACUCUGACCAUCGCGCAACAACUUAUCCCGCAUCAGGGACACAUGGCGAAGGUCCUUCGCGACCAUCCCAGCGCCAGAAAACCGUCCGUAUCGCCUCUCCACCCGUCCCAACACAGCCGCCAUUACAUCCCAGUGCUGGCGAUCAUUCAUCGCCAGCCAGUUAUAGAUCCCCGUUUCCCCACCGCGGUACACACCUUGGGUCGCCACCCCCUCCUUCUAGAGGAGAGAGCUCCGAGUCAGACGAGGAAUCUGAAGGAGAUCCUUUCAAUCCGGAUGCUUCCGGAAGUGAUAAUGGGGAGUAUAAGGACAAUGGAGAUGGACGACGUGUUACAGAAGGGAAGCCUGGGGUAAUAGGGCUUGGGUUUGAAUGUGCCCAGCGUGGGUCGAAAGAGUCAUAUCGCGCAGAGCCGCCUGCGCAACCCGAUGGACAUGAUCCAGGCACAUCGCUGGGAAUUGAAGAUUCGAUGACGCCAUCACAUUUGGCUACUAAGGGGAAGAGGGCGACAAUGGAUGUUGAUACGUUUACGAGAAUGCUUCUGACUGGGGAAACAGGCGAGGUGGGAAAAGAGUCAGGUCCCGCAGCGCAGAAACUUUUACAGCCCAACCAGGGACCGCCCAUCAGCGACAGCAGCAGCAAUACAGACACCGGAUCUACAUCAAAGCAGCCUAUUUUCGAGACGCGGCAUCUCCCGCGGAUAGAUACUCCCCGGACAUCACAUGAAUUAUCGACUUCGGAGGCAGAUGAUGAGCGGCUGAAACUGUCGAAUUUGCCCAGCCCAGCGGAAAGGCAAAAGCCUCUGCCUCCGAAAACAAGGCGUGGGAAGUUGAUCAAUCCCAACACUGGACAGACAUCCCCUUUAGCUGGAUUAACCUCUAUUACUUCCCCAAACCAUCGCUCCGCCUCUCCUGCUUCUUUAUCAUCUCGAUCAUUCACCGAACAGGAAAGCGGUGAUCUCAAUAAGCCUCUCCCCAAGCCACCAAUUGAUAAUUCAUCGCUUCCAGUAAGCCCGAAACAGACUCAUGAAGAUUCAGAGAAUCGACCUCCUCUACCGCAACAGAGACGUCCACCUACACCCCCCCUGACCAGACGACACAGUCAGCUGAAUCCCAGCAAAUCCAUAUUAUCAAGAAGUAAAUCCGCUAGACAUUCCAUGCCGCCUACCCACACUACCAACAACUCUUCGUCAUCCACACAUAUCUCAUCACCAUUAAAAGCACCACCCACUCCUCCAUCCCGACGAAAAGAUCGGGAUUCGUCAACUUUCUCCUCUUCAGAAACACUUCCAUUAUUCCCCCAAGAACGACGACCGACAUCAUCACACCAACGAAGCGAUUCCAGGGGAGAUUCAGACAAACGGAGUCCCCACAUCGCGGAGACAAUAUCAACAACAUCUAACAAUCGUGACUCGCAAGGCCCACCACGCCCGCCUCCACCCAGACGAGGAGGAGGGAGUAGAGCAAGUCUCGAUGAGACAAGGACACCUGUUUUGCUGGGAACCGCAGAUUCACCAACGACGAGAAUGGAAAAAGGCACACAAGAUUCGAAACUAGAGUCUCCGGGUACGCCAUUGCAGUCACAUGCCGUUGAUAUUCUCGCGGACUUGUCACGGCUGCAGAAGGAAGUGGAUGAUUUACGAGGUCGAUAUGAGGGGCGGAAGCCUAGUGCGUGACCGCCGUUUUGGGACAGAUGGAAGAAAAGGGAGAAAAAAUAGAAGAAAGCCUGGUGUCUGCAGGGCUGCCACUGGCUCUCUCUCUAUAUUGUUCUUAGUUGUUGAGUACUCGAUUUAAUCCGCAUUUUUAUUAUGUUUUAUGAUUGGAAAAACUUAAUUGAAUGAUCGAAACGUAUAGCUUCCUGUCG